AUGCCAGUGACUUCACCAGCCACUAAAUUGCAGAAAGAUGGAAAUCCUGCCAUCAAAGCUUGCAACCGCAAGCACAGAGAUGCCCGCAGACUGAGCUUUCUCAAUUGGAACACAGGUGGACUGAAUUCUGCCAAGCUGGAUGAGAUCAAGAUAUGGCUUGAAGACCAACAGAUAGAUGCAGCUGUACUUACAGAGACCCGCAUGCCAUUUGAAGCAGAGUGGAGCGAUGACAAAUGGCUACAUGUGCAUACUGGUACACCUGCAGACAAAGGGGGGGGAGUUUUUUGUUUAGUUUCAAGACGCAUUUGCACUGCCCAGCAACUCAAGUGGCAACCAAUUGUGGAGGGCCGCCUUUUGCAUGUGCAAUUGCAGCUGAAGCAUAGGAACGUGGACAUUGUGGGCUGCUUGCCCUUCACUGUGGAAGAACUGGAACAAGCCCUGAGAGCCAUCCCGAUUGGGAAAGCCGUGGCACGACCAUGUGCGCCAGGCAUCGUAUGGAAAUCCAUGGCCCCCUUGAUUGCUCCUGCACUGCACUCCAUCCUAUCAGACUGGUGGCUAGGCCUUAAAAGCCACAAGGUAGCUGGUGGCUUGUGCAUUUUCCUAGACAUUGAACGGGCAUUCGACAUGGUAAGAACCUUUUGUUCACAGAUUGAGUUGCAGCAAUUGAUGACAAAUAUUUGCAUCACCCUGCACCUCUUACAAGAACUUGGCAUGACCAUCAACUCAGCAAAAUGCACUGCACUGCUGGCCAUGAAGGGCUCGACGCACCGAGCCCUGAAAGCGCAGCUCACAGCCAAACGAGAUGGAAAAGUGCUACAAGCCGGCCCUGACCUUUGCUGGCCAUUUGCAUCACACGCAGUUUCCACUGGCAAACCUCUGGCCAGCCUGAUGUUUGCACCGAAAGUGGAUGCACCUGUGAGGGGACAAACACUCCUAUCUGAUGGAGAUCUGCUGAACAUCAAAAGCCAGGAAAGGGGGGGUCGAGUCCUUGCCAUUGUCCAGUCGAAGAAUUGGCAUCACAUGAAACAAGAACGUGCAGCUUGUGAAUAUCUGGCAUCGCGGUGCCUCUUGUGCGAUCAAUUCCUCGGCAGAACGCAGGAACUGAACCACCACCUCAAGACCCUGCACCCAGAGUUUUGGCCAUCAGUAUCAGCAAAGGGCAAGCAGCUCACCCAGCUCCAUGGGGAUGAAGUGCCAUGCCCAUAUUGCCAUGCAAUGUUCCAGAACAUUCACCAAUGCACAGUGUGGACGCAGUUAGCUUUGCUGAUGGUGUACGGCGGAGGGGAGACCAACAGUGAAGGCCACCCAAACCUUUCCAAGUUGACCUGCGAAAUUUGCCACAUGACUUGUGGCAGUCCUGAACAAUUGCAUGCCCAUUUGGCCCGGGCUCACCAGUUGAUCAGCAGCAGUUUCAAUCCCGCCAGGGACAGCCUGGCGGGAGAACCCGCAUGCAACCAUUGCGGGGCUUUGUUUGAGAGCCUUGAGUCCCUGCGGUCACAUGUGAACCAAGGCAGAUGCAAGAAAUUUGACCCUGACCUGCCUACGGAAGUGCUGGCGAUACAAGACACCUGGAUUGACGCCACCUGUCAUGGAAUGUUGGCUGACAAACUGCGAGAGGCCCACACCAGGCUUCAACUGACCUUGCGAUGCCAAAGCUGCAGUGGCAAAUACAGUCGUGCUGCGGACAUGGCUGGCCACCUACAGUCAGCGCACGCUGAGCUCUGGUCUGCAUCUCAGCCAUUGACGCAUGCCAUGAUUGAGCUCUACUAUGAGACAGUAGGUCGACAUGCCUUCUCUGCGCUGAAGAUUUUCAUGUUGGAGAACUCGCCCUUCAUCUACAUGAGGUGCACAGAUUGGUCCAAGUGCAUCUCCGAGCCCAGUGCCCGUGCCUACUGCAGUCAGCAAUACUGCUUAACCGUGCAACCCAUGGCCGACUUGCACAUGGAGGACACAGAGGACGCCACCAAUCAGGUCUGGCAGACCUUCAGAGAUCUAGCUCCCAUGCUGGACAAAACCCUGAAGCUGACGCCGAAUGCUCCGCCCAAGCGUCAAAGAAAAGGAGAACCCAGCCAAAAGGCCCAGGAAAGCAACCAGGACGCUCUGAGCAAAGUCAACCUGGCUCAGGCCUUGACGUUGCUAACAAAACUGACCCUUCAGCUGGACAAGGACCUCCAGGUGCUGAAAAAGGAGGACACCUUCAUUUUCUUUUUCGCCAACAAAGGCAAAGAGAGCAGUCUGCACAACCUGAUGCAGGCGACCGAGACAUGGGUACAGAAACACCAAGAGAACCAGAAGGCCGAGAACCCCAUCAGAACGAUGCCUCUGCGCCAGCACCUCCUGCAGGUUUUGUUCAACGAGCUCCUGACCAAGAUCGAACAGCUGGGGAAUGCCCAGGCGGGCUCAGAUCUUCUCCUUGCAGCCCAGAACAAUCUGAUCCUCCUGAAGGACAACACAUGCCCGUAUGUCCAAUGGGAUCAUACCAAGAAAGCCCUGGUUGUCAGCAACAGGAAACCACUCAGUUUGAAGAAGCUGCACCAACUGUGCACCGACCUGCUCGAGGCCAUGGUGGACAUCAACAUGGUGACCAAGUUUCAUGCUCUGCCGACGGGGGACAAACAGAAUGUCUCCCCAUGGAAACUCCAGGUGAGUCUGCGCCAGGACACACCAUGGAUGAUGCUACAAGAGCUCUGCAGUUCAGCAAUUUGGCUGCUCCUGGGCACAUCGCUCAAGGCGCACAGCCUGACACAAAGCCCUCUUGCUUACAACCUGCAGAAGACCUUGCUUCCGACGCGUGGACCCCCGAAGGGCAAAGGGAAAGGCAAGAACAAGAUCAACCAACAGACCAAGACGGAGGAUCCAUGA
Molecule: messenger RNA, 2862 nt
Organism: Cladocopium goreaui
Lineage: Eukaryota; Dinophyceae; Suessiales; Symbiodiniaceae
Source: the annotation of a GenBank genome assembly